GGGGUGGAGCAGUGGGAGAAAUUCAUAGGGCGUAUGAGGAAGUUAUAAUAGACGUGGGAAAAAAGAACAACAGGAUUUUAUGUUCAGCCGGAUAGUGAGCUUUACCACUUUGAAAAUGCCUGCAAAGAAAGUCUGCAUCGUCGGAUCUGGAAACUGGGGCUCCUCCAUUGCCAAAAUCAUCGGGCACAAUGUCAGAGCGUCCAACCGGUUCGACCCAAUGGUGAAUAUGUGGGUUUAUGAAGAAAUGAUCAAUGGGAGGAAGCUCACAGAGAUCAUUAAUACCGAGCACCAAAAUAUCAAAUAUCUGCCAGGCCACAAGCUCCCCAAGAAUGUGGUCGCCAUUCCCGACAUCACAGAAGCUGUCAAAGGAGCAAAGAUCCUUGUCUUUGUAAUCCCACAUCAGUUCAUCAGCAACGUCUGUGAUCAGAUGAAACCUCACAUCACGGAGGGCACCAUUGGGAUAUCGCUCAUCAAAGGUAUCGAUGAGGGACCAGAUGGACUGAAGCUCAUCUCAGACAUAAUCAGGGAGAAACUAGAGAUUGAGGUCAGCGUUCUGAUGGGGGCCAACAUCGCCAGCGAGGUGGCAGAUGAGAAGUUCUGUGAAACCACCAUCGGGGCAAAAAAUGAGGCAAAUGGCCAAAUCCUCAAAGAGCUGCUUCAGACUCCCAACUUCCGCAUCACUGUCGUAGAGGAGAGUGACACAGUGGAGCUGUGUGGAGCUCUAAAGAAUAUCGUGGCAGUAGGUGCUGGCUUCUGCGACGGCCUCGGUUUUGGCGACAACACUAAGGCGGCGGUGAUCAGGCUGGGUCUGAUGGAAAUGGUUGCCUUCGCCAAGUUGUUCUGCAAAGGCCCAGUGAGCUCCGACACCUUCCUGGAAAGCUGUGGCGUUGCUGAUCUCAUCACCACUUGCUACGGGGGACGAAACCGCAAAGUCGCCGAGGCCUUUGUCAGAACGUCUAAGUCUAUUGCUGAGCUGGAGGCAGAAAUGCUCAACGGGCAGAAGCUGCAGGGUCCACAGACCUCAGCUGAGGUCUACAAGCUCCUACAAAAGAGGGACAUGGUCAACAUGUUUCCAUUGUUUUCUUCCGUCUACCAGAUCUGCUUCGAGGGCAAAGAGGUGAAAGAGUUCAUCACCUGUCUGCAGAACCACCCAGAGCACAUGUAAUGUCCACUGCUGCACCUUCAGUAGCAACUUACUGCCACUAGAGGGCGGAAGAGAUUCAUCAGACAGAAACGCACAAUUCAACAAAGCAGAUACAACCAAGCGCACUUUUACUUAUUGUUUUUAUUGGUGAUAGUUCAUAAUGGAGUUCUCUUGACUUUAAAAGGAUUUAUUAUUGAUUUUGCUCUCAUUUUGUUUAAUAUUCUUUUAGCUGGUAGCUGCAGGUGUUACAAUACAGAGCUCCUAUUAAAGCAGAUCACUCCGCUUCUGUUAUUGUCAAAUAUAUGAAUUUUGUAUGGGAGUACAGAAACACAACCAUGUUUGUCUGAUUUACUUUUUACUACAUGACAGUGAGAUUACAGUCUCAAAAUUUUUAAAGGAUUGUGUUUAUUUGUCAAAAUGUGGGGUCUUUUUCUCAAUAAAAAUAAUCUCAGAGGAAAUUGAA
Messenger RNA from Epinephelus lanceolatus (giant grouper), 1607 nucleotides. RefSeq names its product glycerol-3-phosphate dehydrogenase [NAD(+)], cytoplasmic-like. The record is from RefSeq and is a predicted model, not a curated record. Gene Ontology annotation, cellular component: cytosol. Gene Ontology annotation, biological process: glycerol-3-phosphate catabolic process; carbohydrate metabolic process. Gene Ontology annotation, molecular function: glycerol-3-phosphate dehydrogenase [NAD(P)+] activity; protein homodimerization activity; NAD binding. NCBI's taxonomy places the organism in Eukaryota, Metazoa, Chordata, Actinopteri, Perciformes, Serranidae.